Molecule: messenger RNA, 2901 nt
Organism: Daldinia childiae
Lineage: Eukaryota; Fungi; Ascomycota; Sordariomycetes; Xylariales; Hypoxylaceae
Product: Chromatin structure-remodeling complex subunit RSC1
Exons: 5
Coding region: 1-2901 (966 amino acids)
Biological process (GO): chromatin remodeling
Cellular component (GO): RSC-type complex
Molecular function (GO): chromatin binding; protein binding
Source: RefSeq, a predicted model, not a curated record
AUGGCUGACGAAGCCGAGAAACCGGCCGAGAGCGCGGUCGAGGUUCGCGAGUCUAUCGAGGCCAAAGCAACUAAUGAUAGCAAUACCAACAAUACUUCGCAGGAUAUGGAUACAUCUAAGGCUACUGGGAACUCUAUAGAUGUCAAUGACAAUCAUGAGGGUUCUAGAGGAGAUUUAAGUAUCAAUGCCGCUGUAGACGCGAGCGCAGAAGCUGGCGCAGAAGUCGAGGAUGACGCGGAUGCCGAUGGGGAGCCCGAGGAGGAUCGCACUCCAGGCCGUCUCGACCAUGAUAUGUUAAUUGUCAUCGAAAAUACGGCAAAUUAUCUCUCUACUUAUAGAGAUGCUAACGGCUACCACGUUGCCUCCCAUUUUCAGCGCAUCCCGAACCGACGACUGAUCCCAGAAUAUUACGACGUUAUAAAGGAGCCCAUCGCUUUUAGUACCGUUCGAACCAAAAAGCUCAGAAAACAAUACACGGCCUUCUCCGAAUUUGUCAGGGACGUCGCUCUUAUCUCCCACAAUGCAAUGGUCUAUAAUCGACCUUCCUCGGAAUUCUUUCAAGACGCCGCUCGUUUACGAGAGAUCUUUAAGGAGGAACUUCAAAGGCUAGUCAAUGAGGGAACUAUCAAGCCCGAGGAUGCCGUACUCCCCGACCUAGGAGAAAUACCUGAAGCGGAGGAUUCCCCUCCUCCGGAUCCAGAUGAGGAAGAAGUGGAAGAAGAGGAGGAAGAUGAUGAAGAAGAUGACGAUGACGAUGAUUCAGACGAUGAGGGUGGUCGACGACGUGGGCGACGGGGUGGUCGUCACUCAACUUCGGGGCGAAAAGCCGACGCGAGAGAUGACGAUUCACACAAGAGACGAGGUCGCCCUCCUAAGGUUUUUACUCCGUUGGAAGCCCGCAUUCACACACUGUUGAAAGGUCUCCGAAAGCCAAAGCAUCCCGAUGGAGAUCUACUAAUCAUCCCAUUCGAGAGGCUUCCAGACAAGCAAACGACUCCGGAUUAUUUCGCUGCCAUAAAGAACCCCAUAGCUAUGGAUCUGAUCAAGCGCAAAGCCAAGAGAAAGAAGUAUCAGAACGUAGAUCAAGUGCUGAGAGACCUCGACUUGAUGUUCGAGAACGCAAAACUGUAUAACGAAGAGGACAGCCAACUGUAUAAAGAUGCGGUCGAGUUACAGCGACAAACCCAUUUGCUUGCUGAACAGGAGAAGGCCAAGCCCGAUAGCGAAUUCGAAGACGAGGACGGUAGGCGACCCCUGCCAGAAAUUUUUCAUAAAGGGGAGAUCUGGAGAAUUGGUGACUGGGUUCAUAUUACCAACCCGAACGAUCUGACCAAACCCAUUGUGGCCCAGAUCUACCGAACCUGGGAGGAUAGGUCGGGUCAGAAGUGGGUGAAUGCGUGCUGGUACUACCGCCCAGAGCAGACGGUCCAUCGGUUCGAGAAGCAUUUUCUCGAAAACGAAGUGGUCAAGACGGGCCAAUAUCGAGACCAUCGCAUCGACGAAGUAGUAGAUCGGUGCUUUGUUAUGUUCGUGACUCGAUAUAACAGAGGUAGGCCAAGAGGGUUCCCUAAGAAUAAAGACGUCUAUGUUUGCGAGGCGCGAUACAACGAGGAGAAGCACAAGCUCAACAAGAUCAAAACGUGGGCAAGCUGCUUACCUGACGAGGUUCGUGAGAAGGACUACGAGAUGGACUUGUUUGAGGCGCCUCGUAAGCUUAAGAAGGUGAUCAGUCCUAUUAAGCAUCUCCUUCAAGAUGAUGCAAAGCCGACGGAUCCCUUGCCGAAGCCAACCUGGGGAGCACCUAAUGCGCCACCCCUCAUUGGGGCCGUGCAUUGUCGGGAGAGAGAGCCGAAUGAAUCUCCACCCCCGGAACCAACACCAUCUCCACCUCCGCCUCUCCCUAUGAUGGAUUCAGUCCGUCGUCCUUCAAUGAUGGCGGCGCGUUCUAUUGACGCUCAGGGUGAUAUCGCCAUGGGUAAUACUCAUCACUUUUCUACCAUCCCGGCUCCAGCUACACCGACGCCUGGACAUGUUGGCGCUUAUGCGUCGCCUAAUCCCUUCGCACCGCGUCCCAGUCCAACCCCGGUCCCUGUGCCACAAUACGGCAACCAUGCUGGCGUCCCCCAUCCCGGCUUUCCGGUUCAGGGUGUCCAAGGUCCUCCACACGGCGGCCAUGGUCAUACCACACCACAGAUGACUCCCGUACCACACUUCCAACCACAUCAGCCUCCUCACCAGCCUGCUGCUUACAACAACGGAUACCCGCCUCAAUACAGUACUACUCCAGUUCCCGUACCCCAUCAAUCUCACCACCCGCCUCCUCACCAAAUUAACUCACCAAUGCCCGCCUACGACACGUCGCAUCGUAUUGCUCCAACGCCCGUGCGAGCUCCCAUGGCCGCCGCGCCUAGUCCUGGUCCGCACGGGCAAGCUAACGUCUACAACCCGCCCCGUCCGGUCGAAGUUUACCGCUUAGAUGACGCAUUAAAUAACAAGAUUCCUGAGGAAGUUCGCGAGCAAUUCCAACGCGACGAAGCUGGUCACGUGUUAUUCUUCACCCAACCUCCUCUAGACCGCCCACACCGUGGUGUAUCUAGCGAGAGUGCUGGCCUUGGACAUAGCGUCCGCUAUCUUGCUGACCGCGCCCGUGAAGUUGAGGACCGUCGCGCAAAACGAAAGGCAAGAGAUGAACUACGCCAGGCUGAAGAGAAGAAGCGACAGGAGACAGCAAAACUUGCCGCCGAGGAGGAAAGCCAAGAGAUAAUGAGCCAAGCUCGUGAUGCCUUAGCUAACUGGGUCGGUUCUAUGAAUAAGGAAACCGAGAAGUUGAUGCGAGUUUACGAUGGUUGGAGCAGUCGCGAUGAGGAAAUCGACAAAGUCGCUGGAACGACCGUGGGAUAG